This is a messenger RNA of Drosophila subobscura, 2956 nucleotides long. RefSeq names its product serine/threonine-protein phosphatase rdgC (gene rdgC). Gene Ontology annotation, biological process: detection of stimulus involved in sensory perception. Gene Ontology annotation, molecular function: protein binding; calcium ion binding; manganese ion binding. NCBI's taxonomy places the organism in Eukaryota, Metazoa, Arthropoda, Insecta, Diptera, Drosophilidae. The coding region runs from base 485 to 2821 and encodes 778 amino acids. Gene Ontology annotation, cellular component: cytosol; nucleus. The record is from RefSeq and is a predicted model, not a curated record. The transcript is spliced from 13 exons.
UUGGCAAGAGCUUUGAGACGCUGAUUUGAUGCCCCACGUUGCAACAUCGCCAACAUCGAAAUGAAUAAAUUAUACGAAAGUGAAAUCAAUUUGCAUUAGGGCCGCCGACUAGCGAAUGGCACCCACUCGCACCCCAGGACGAGCGUUCGGCGGAGGUGGACUCUGGCAGUGUGGCAAGUGAGAGGGGGGGGCUGCUGACAAAUUACAUUACAGUGUCAGGCGAAGGCGAGUGACAUCAGGCACAUCAGACCUCUGGCCCCGACGCAUGUGUGAACGUGAACGUGGAUCUGGAGACGCGCCUCACCUGCCUGCCUGCCGCCGCCUGACAGUUGUCGACGGGACCAGGGACGUCACUGUGGCGUCUUAGGUUACGCUGCCCUGCGGACUUCACGGUCUGUGACCUGUGACCUAGCCCCGGGGGCUAGUUUCUGACAGCUUGAGACAGGAUUUGUCCGUCAGCGUCAGCCCGUCAGCCCGCAGAAGUAUGCUACGCAGCUGCGUGUGCCUGCGAUCCGAGGAGGACGGCAAGCGGCGCGGCUCCUCAGUGGAAGACGCCUCGUCGUGCCGCUCAUCGGAAAUAGAGCGCGUGGGUGCCAGCAUGCAGACGCUGGGUCCGAGCGGCCAGCCCCAGUCGGUGUCCGCCCAGACGACCACACGGGCCUCCAGUCUGCUGCAGCUGUUCCAAAGGAAAGGUUGGUGCAAACACUUUCGCAAGCCACUGCGGGGAAUGAGCGCCUCCCGAGCCGAGAAAACGAUACACAUGGAUCCAAGCCAAAGAGACGACGACACCCUGCUUCUCUGUCGCCGUCAAAGGGAAGGAACAUCGCCAAAGAGGGCGCCCAUAGUUUGUUGGGCUGUUGCUAUCAGAGCGGCAAUAUUUAUCCAAAAAUGGUAUCGCAGGCAUCAGGCGCGUCGCGAGAUGGAGAGGCGCUGCAACUGGCAGAUAUUCCAGAAUCUAGAGUACGCCAGCGAACAGGACCAGGCUGAGCUGUACAAAUUCUUCAAUGACCUCAUCAAACAUAUGCCCCAGGCAGCGGGCAGGAAAAACCAACACCAUGCCGAGUCCAAUUUUUCCCUGCUGGACGAGAAGGACGACAUCAUGGAUGAGCUCGGGGAUACUGUGAAUGCCAAAAUAGAGUUGCCAAUACGAAAGAGUCACAUCGAUCUCCUCAUUGACGUCUUCCGCAAGAAACGGGGCAACCGAUUGCAUCCAAAGUAUGUGGCGCUGAUCCUGCGCGAGGCUGCCAAGUCCCUCAAGCAGUUGCCCAACAUCUCGAUGGUGUCCACUGCAGUGUCGCAGCAGGUCACUGUCUGCGGCGAUUUGCAUGGAAAACUCGACGAUCUACUUGUGGUGCUGCACAAGAACGGUCUUCCUUCAUCUUCCAAUCCCUAUGUGUUCAAUGGGGACUUUGUGGAUCGCGGCAAGCGUGGGCUGGAGGUGCUGCUCUUGCUGCUGUCCCUUUAUCUGGCAUUUCCCCAAGCGGUUUUCCUGAACCGCGGCAACCACGAAGACAGCGUCAUGAAUGCUCGCUAUGGAUUCAUUCGCGAGGUGGAGGGCAAGUAUCCUCGCAACCACAAGCGACUGCUGUCCAUCAUCGACGAGGUCUACCGAUGGCUUCCACUGGGCUCCGUUCUCAACAGCCGAGUGCUGAUUGUCCACGGCGGCAUCUCCGACAACACCAGCUUGGAUCUCAUCAAGAGCAUUGAUCGGGGCAAGUACGUUUCCAUUCUGCGACCACCGCUCACAGAUGGCGAGCCUCUGGAUAAAACCGAAUGGCAGCAGAUCUUCGAUAUCAUGUGGAGCGAUCCGCAGGCUGUGAUGGGUUGCGUCCCGAACACACUGCGUGGUGCUGGCGUUUGGUUUGGCCCCGAUACCACUGAGAAUUUCCUGCAGCGCCAUCGACUCAGCUAUGUCAUACGCUCCCACGAGUGCAAGCCCAACGGGCAUGAGUUUAUGCAUGACAACAAGGUAAUCACAAUCUUUUCGGCAUCCAACUACUAUGCGAUUGGCUCCAACAAGGGCGCCUACAUACGCCUCAACAACCAGCUGAUGCCGCACUUUGUGCAGUACAUCUCGGCAGCCUCGCAGUCCAAGCGGCUGUCCUUCAAGCAGCGCAUGGGCAUGGUGGAGAGCUCUGCGCUGAAGGAGCUCGCUGUGAAGAUGCGCGACUAUCGCGACGAGCUGGAGGAUGAGUUCAAGAAGUUCGAUCCGGACAACACCGGCUGCAUAACCAUUACGAACUGGUGCUAUGUGAUGGAGAAGGUCACAAAGUUGGGUCUGCCCUGGCGUCUGCUACGCGACAAGCUGGCUCCUGGCACCGACAGUCACAUGGUGAACUAUAACACUACUCUGGAUCUGCUGGACACGGAUGUGAUUAUGGAGGCGGAGGCAGAUGGCACCUCAGUCAUGGACGCUUUGUAUGCGAACAAAGCCAGUUUGGUGGCCAUCUUCAACAUCAUUGAUGCAGACAAUUCGGGUGAAAUAACUCUGGACGAAUUCGAGACAGCAAUUGAUUUGUUGACGGCACACAUGCCGGGCGACUACUCCAAGGAGGAGAUGCUGGAAAAGUGUCGCAUGAUGGAUCUCAAUGGGGAUGGCAAGGUGGAUCUGAACGAGUUCCUGGAGGCCUUCAGGCUGAGCGAUGUGCAAAGGAGGCAGCAGCAGGACGAGAACAUACGCAGGCGCUCGGAGGUCAGAUCCACAACCAAGCCAUCGGAUCCCGUGACCGAGCUGGCGGAGCGCAUACACCGUAACACGGUCAUUGUGGAGACAGAUAUAGACCCAUCGGACUGCGAGGCUAAAGUAAUCAAACCCAAAUAGGCAUAAAGGCUCCCGGGAUGACUCUUUGAUCACGUGACUCAUGAAAAACCAACAAAAUCUGUUUAUUUAAACAUAAAAUCCAUAGGAAAAUCGUAUGUCAUUCACGAAUUAUACUCGACACAGUUCUCCACAGCA